UUCUAUUUUAACACUCCCUGACGUUAGCAGACUCGAUAACAGUAUUGUUUUUCGACAUUCUUUUAAAGUUUCCUUUUCAUUUGUGAACUUAUUUCCCGACUUGUUUUCUGAGGAGAAAAAAACAUCUCAGUAAAGUUCACAAUGGGUUCGAGCUCUUCAUCCUAUGCUCCUAAAACCGUGUACCUGGAUGUAGAUGGAAAAGUUCAGAGGGUCAUUUUCAGUCGACACUGUAGUCCGUGCGACAUCAGAGAGUUGCUUUGUACGUCGUCCAACAUCACCAGAAACACCGCAAUACUUUUAGUAGAUUCAGAGGGAGCGCUGAUAUCUAUUGACCCCACCAUGCCUACAAACACGCCUAACAACUUGUAUAAAGUAAUGCCCCAUUCCAGUCAAGGAGGAGAAAAAGAAGACAUGUUCCAGAACGUUCUCUCUCAGGUGGCAGAGCAGUUCAGUCGGGCUUUCAGGAUAAAUGAGCUAAAGACGGAGAUGACCAACAGACUGGCCAUGCUGGAGAAGAGGGUCGAACUAGAGGGCCUCAAAGUGGUAGAGAUUGAGAAGUGUAAGAAUGAUCUGAAGAAACUAAGGGAUGAGGUGACCUCUAGAGGUGGAGCAAGGGUGAACUGCAACUGCAAAUACAAUUUCACAGACGACGGAAAGAAACUCUCUCCCAGACGUGACGUUCCAAGUUACCCAAAGUACACACUUUCCCAUGAGACUAUAGAGACUCUCAAGAAGCCCACAUUUGAUGUAUGGCACUGGGAGCAUAAUGAGAUGCUAAGCUGUCUGGAGUACAUGUAUCACGAUCUUGGCCUAGUAAAGGAGUUUAACAUGAACCCCAUCACCCUUAAGAGGUGGCUGCUGGCGAUCCAGGAGAAUUACCGCGACAACCCGUUCCAUAACUUCCGCCACUGCUUCUGCGUCAGUCAAAUGAUGUACGGAAUGAUCCACUUGUGCAACCUCCAGGAGAAGCUGACUAUGACCGACAUGUGCAUUCUGAUGACGGCAGCGGUGUGCCACGAUCUCGACCAUCCAGGAUACAAUAACACGUAUCAGAUUAACGCUCGGACCGAGCUGGCUGUACGCUAUAACGAUAUCUCCCCCUUGGAGAACCACCACUGUGCGGUGGCCUUCCAGAUUCUCGCCAUGCCGGAGUGCAACAUUUUCGCCAACAUCGAACUUGAGUCAUUCAAACAAAUAAGACAGGCCAUCAUUACUCUUAUUCUAGCCACUGACAUGGCCAGACAUGGCGAGAUACUAGAUUCCUUCCGGCAGAAAGUGGACAACUUUGACUUCACCAACGAGGAGCAUGUCAAAUGUCUGAAGAUGGUCUUGAUCAAAUGUUGCGAUAUCUCCAACGAGGUUAGACCGACCGAGGUGGCCGAGCCAUGGGUGGACUGCCUGCUUGAGGAGUAUUUCAUGCAGAGUGACAGAGAAAAGUCAGAAGGUCUUCCUGUUGCCCCUUUUAUGGACCGGGACAAAGUAACGAAGCCGACGGCGCAAAUCGGCUUCAUCAAGUUUGUUCUCAUCCCAAUGUUUGAGACAGUCAUGAAGCUAUUCCCUCAAAUCGAGGAGAUCAUGGUGCAGCCAUUGCGAGACUCUCGUGACCACUACGAAGAACUGAAACAGAUCGACGAUGCCAUGUCUCAAGCCCAGAAGAAGAAAACUGAGAGCAUGUCAUUAGGAGGAAAGAAGAAAUAGACCCGAACUUCUAAUUCCUCGUCACUAAAAGAAAAGAUCAUCAUAAACAGAAGACUCAUGGCCAGAUGAUCUAGGCUGUCUUUGUUCUGGUGUCCUAUGUGCCCUUUUCCUGUGAUGGCAUGAGCUUCUCCUGCAAGUCUCACCCGUUAAGAGAGGACAGAUUUCUCCACACCACAUAGAUAUAGUAAGACACCAGAUGUGAGAGAAGCCUUAAGAGGGCAGUGAAUUCAUAGUGUUUGAAGAUUCUGCAGCACAUUUGAUACGGACGGUAAGGCUGAGAGAAUGUAGCAGGAGUGAAAACUCAAUCACCAGC
Tachysurus vachellii is the source of this 2011-nucleotide messenger RNA. RefSeq names its product phosphodiesterase 9ab (gene pde9ab). The transcript has 20 exons. Gene Ontology annotation, molecular function: 3',5'-cyclic-GMP phosphodiesterase activity. Gene Ontology annotation, biological process: cGMP catabolic process. The record is from RefSeq and is a predicted model, not a curated record. Bases 142 to 1698 code for a protein of 518 amino acids. NCBI's taxonomy places the organism in Eukaryota, Metazoa, Chordata, Actinopteri, Siluriformes, Bagridae.